AUGCCCAACCUAAGACUAGCCGAGGACGACGGCCGGGCUCCGGCUCGGCGCGCCGGGGGGGCGGCGGCCGGGCUCCGGGCCAUGGGCUCGCAGGAGGCGCCCUGCACGGGUGCCCCAGGCCCCGGCGCAUGUCGCGUGGAGCGCCGGCCCCUCCCGGCAGGGCCCGCGGCCGCAGGGGCGCCGGGCGCCAGCCGCCGCGGCCCGCUGGCGGGGCGUUGGGUGGUCGUCAGCGAGGCGGGUGACUGCCUCGUGGACUGCCCGGCCGAGGCCGACGCCGCGGAGGAGUCGCUGCCGCUGGCGACGCUGUGCCCGCUUGCCGCGGCGGUGCUGCAGUUCGUCGCGGCCGCGUGCGCCCACGAGGGCAGACAGCAUGCGCCGACCUGGCCGCCCACGCACGCCUUCGCCUUCUCUGGGUUGCUCCUGGUGGCGUGCGGGGCCGACGGGUUCGCGGUUGCGGCGGCCAGGACGCUGCCAGACGCGGACGCGGAGUCGCCGGAGUACGAAAUGCUCGAGGCGACGUUACGGUACAAGGCCCUGGAGCUCCACGCGUCGCUCCGCGGGGCGGCGGGCGGGGCCCUGCGCGCGGCGGCGGCGGCCUCCGGGCGGGCGCGCGAGGCACAGCUCGGCGCGUACUCGCUGGGAUCCAUGCUGGAGCCGGGCGGCCCAGAGGCCGCCGCGCCGUGUGCCACCGAGCUGGCACCGCGGGCCGCGGCGGCCGUGCAGGACCUGAUCAUGAACGCGUUGCGCGCCACGUACGCUGGCGCGCUGACCGACGCGCUGGACGCGCUCGACACGGAGGAGCCGCUUUGCGGAGCGCUCCGGCGGCGGCCAAUCCCACCAGCCGCGAUGCUCUGCGUCAGGUGCUGGGCGGGCGGCGGCGGCUACCCGCCCCCGCCCCCGCCCCACCCCGGCGGCGCCGGGCGGGCCGUCUUCAGCUGCCCGAGGCAUCGCAGCCGCGGCGGCGCUCGGCGGCCGCCGCGUCGCCUUGCGCCCGCCGCCGCGGGGCGCCCGGGCGCGGCGCGCCUCCGCGUGGUCGCGCGGAGGCAUCGCUGA
Messenger RNA from Prorocentrum cordatum, 1053 nucleotides. The record is from the annotation of a GenBank genome assembly. Lineage: Eukaryota; Dinophyceae; Prorocentrales; Prorocentraceae.